AUGGUGAAGGGCCUGGAGGGGAAGCUGUAUGUGGAGCAGCUGAGGUCACUUGUGGGAGGUACAGUGGUUGUGGAGGAUCAGCCGGACGUGAGCGCGGUGCUCUCUGCCUACAACCAGCAAGGGGACCCGACGCUGUACGAGGAGUACUACAGUGGGUUGAAACACUUCAUUGAGUGUUCCCUGGACUGUCAUCGAGCAGAAUUGUCUCAGCUGUUUUAUCCUCUCUUUGUGCACAUGUACUUGGAGUUGGUCUACAAUCAACAUGAGAGUGAGGCAAAGUCUUUUUUUGAAAGAUUUCAUGGGGAUCAGGAGUGCUAUUACCAGGAUGACCUGCGUGUGUUGUCUAGCCUAACCAAGAAAGAGCACAUGAAAGGGAAUGAGACUAUGCUGGACUUCCGAACGAGCAAGUUUGUGCUGCGCAUCUCCCGGGACUCUUACCAGCUCCUGAAGAGGCAUCUUCAGGAAAAGCAGAACAAUCAGAUCUGGAACAUUGUUCAGGAGCAUCUCUACAUUGAUAUCUUUGAUGGGAUGCCUCGCAGCAAGCAACAGAUAGAUGCUAUGGUUGGAAGCUUGGCUGGGGAGGCAAAACGGGAGGCUAAUAAAGCAAAGGUUUUCUUUGGCUUAUUGAAAGAACCAGAGUUUGAUGUGCCUUUGGAUGAUGAAGAUGAAGAAGGAGAAAAUGAGGAAGGAAAGCCAAAGAAGAAAAAACCUAAGAAAGAUAGUGUAGGGUCAAAAAGUAAAAAACAGGACCCUAAUGCUCCACCCCAAAACAGAAUUCCUCUGCCUGAACUGAAGGACUCUGACAAGCUGGAUAAAGUAAUGAAUAUGAAGGAAGCUGCAAGGCGCGUGCGCCUCGGCCCUGAGUGCCUGCCCUCCAUCUGCUUCUACACAUUCCUCAAUGCUUACCAGGGUCUGACUGCAGUGGAUAUUACAGAUGACUCGAGCAUGAUUGUGGGAGGCUUUGCUGACUCUACUGUCAGAGUGUGGUCUGUGACUCCAAAAAAGCUGCGCAGUGUGAAAACAGCAGCAGACCUCAGUCUCAUCGACAAAGAAUCAGACGAUGUCUUGGAGAGGAUCAUGGAUGAGAAAACAGCAAGUGAGUUGAAGAUUUUAUAUGGUCACAGUGGACCUGUCUAUGGCACCAGCUUCAGUCCUGAUAGGAACUAUCUGUUGUCUUGUUCUGAGGAUGGCACUGUCAGGUUGUGGAGUCUCCAAACGUUCACAUGUUUGGUGGGAUAUAAAGGACACAACUAUCCAGUGUGGGAUACACAAUUUUCUCCUUAUGGUUACUACUUUGUGUCAGGGGGACACGACAGAGUGGCUCGUCUGUGGGCUACAGAUCACUACCAGCCCUUGCGGAUAUUUGCUGGCCAUCUUGCCGAUGUGACAUGUACCCGAUUUCAUCCAAACUCCAACUAUAUUGCCACGGGCUCAGCAGACAGGACUAUACGGCUCUGGGAUGUUUUGAAUGGGAAUUGUGUUAGAAUAUUCACUGGACAUAAGGGACCAAUUCAUUCAUUGGCAUUUUCUCCUAAUGGACGAUUUCUGGCUACUGGAGCAACAGAUGGAAGAGUUCUGCUGUGGGAUAUUGGACACGGCUUGAUGGUUGGAGAAUUGAAAGGGCACACUGACACUAUCUACGCACUCAGAUUCAGCAGAGAUGGGGAGAUUUUAGCAUCAGGUUCAAUGGAUAACACAGUUCGUCUGUGGGAUGCUGUGAAGGCAUUUGAAGACUUAGAAACAGAUGACUUUACUACAGCCACUGGACAUAUAAACUUGCCUGAAAACUCACAGGACUUGUUACUGGGCACAUACAUGACCAAAUCAACCCCAGUGGUUCACCUCCAUUUCACACGCAGGAACCUGCUGCUGGCUGCAGGAGCCUACAGUUCCCAGUAGAGCAGGAGGCUGAAAGACUGUGCCAAGUCACUGCAGUAGUGACCUCAGGAUGUGAGAUGAGGAAUGGCUUGUACAGAAGGAUCCCACAAGUCCAUUGCAGGGAAAAUGAAACUGUGUAGACUAACACAAGCAGCAUUUCUCAGCUCUGCUGUCUCAUAUUUAUCUGCAGUUUGGAAAGGCUGGAGAGUGACAAGACAUAGUGGCUGUAAAAGAAGGAAUUGUUUGUGGUGCUUUUGAU
Acanthisitta chloris (rifleman) is the source of this 2137-nucleotide messenger RNA. RefSeq names its product TAF5 RNA polymerase II, TATA box binding protein (TBP)-associated factor, 100kDa (gene TAF5). The coding region runs from base 1 to 1899 and encodes 632 amino acids. The record is from RefSeq and is a predicted model, not a curated record. Gene Ontology annotation, molecular function: RNA polymerase II general transcription initiation factor activity; protein binding. The transcript is spliced from 11 exons. Gene Ontology annotation, cellular component: transcription factor TFIID complex. Gene Ontology annotation, biological process: transcription initiation at RNA polymerase II promoter. Lineage: Eukaryota; Metazoa; Chordata; Aves; Passeriformes; Acanthisittidae.